Molecule: messenger RNA, 2536 nt
Organism: Bufo bufo (common toad)
Lineage: Eukaryota; Metazoa; Chordata; Amphibia; Anura; Bufonidae
Product: interferon-induced GTP-binding protein Mx2-like
Exons: 15
Coding region: 4-2193 (729 amino acids)
Biological process (GO): defense response to virus
Cellular component (GO): membrane; microtubule; cytoplasm
Molecular function (GO): microtubule binding; GTP binding; GTPase activity
Source: RefSeq, a predicted model, not a curated record
CAGAUGGAGAGGCGUAUAGAAACACAUUCAAUACACAGUCAGUCUCCAGGAAGACACCAAGCUCUCCACACAGACGUCAAAAUGCAGAGUAAUGGCAAAGCAUCUGGUUUUUGGUCUGGUAAGCGAGACCCCUCUGGUGCACCAAAGACUGCGUCACCAUCUGUAUUUAAAUUGACUAGUGCAAACUUAACAGCCUCAGACCAAAACCAAAGCCUUCCAACACCAGUAUCUACUACAUCAGAGGAGAACUUACCACCAGCUACUGAGAUACCCUCACAAGCGCCGGCAGCUAAUGGAGGUUCCUCCACUGAGGUAUUCGAUGUUCAAGACACAACGGUACAACCAGACAAUGUCCUAGGACAACAGUAUGAGUACAAGAUCCGUCCAUGUAUUGAUCUCAUUGACUCGUUGAGGUCAUUGGGCGUGGAGAAGGAUCUGGGAUUGCCGGCGAUCGCUGUGAUUGGAGAUCAGAGUUCUGGAAAAAGUUCGGUUUUGGAGGCUCUAUCUGGGGUCAAUCUUCCCAGGGGCAGCGGUAUUGUGACACGAUGCCCCCUGGUCCUAAAAUUGAAAAAAUCCAAGAAGAAUUCCCCAUGGAAAGGCAAAAUAAGCUAUCUAGAGCAGGAAGUGGUAGUGAAAUCUCCAGCGGAGGUGGAGAAAGAAGUUCGGAAAGCCCAAGACCAUAUUGCUGGUGCUGGUAAUGGAGUCAGUGAAGAGCUCAUCACCCUUGAAGUAGAGUCUCCAAAUGUCCCAGACCUGACAUUGCUCGAUCUUCCGGGAAUAACACGAGUUGCUUUACCCAACCAACCUCCAGAUAUAGGACAACAGAUCAAGAAUAUGAUCACGAAGUACAUAAAAAGGCAGGAGACCAUCAAUUUGGCUGUGGUUCCCAGUAACGUGGAUAUUGCCACCACUGAAGCUCUAGAAAUGGCUCGGGAAGUGGAUCCUAAAGGAGGGAGGACACUAGGGAUCCUGACAAAGCCAGAUUUAGUUGACAAAGGAUCUGAACAAGAUGUCGUCAGCGUUGUCCGAAACCUGGUGUACCCUCUUAAGAAAGGCUACAUGAUCGUCAAGUGCCGCGGGCAGAGUGAGAUCCAGAGCAACAUCUCUCUGGAGACCGCCUUACAAAAUGAGAAAGAUUUCUUCAAGAACCAUGAACAUUUCGGGGUUCUUCUGGAAGAGGGACGUGCUACAAUUUCCUUGCUGGCAGAAAAACUUACUGUUCAACUUGUGGAUCAUAUUUCUAGAACGAUACCUAUUUUGGAGGUCCAAAUAAAAAAAAAACUUCAAGAGGCAGAGAAGAAAAUGAAUAUAAUUGGUCCAGGCGUCCCAGAGAUGGAGUCAGAGAAGCUAUUAUUUCUCAUAGAUAGACUCAGACAUUUUAGUUAUGGAAUCACUGAAGUCACUCAAGGAGAAGAAGAGGUCACAUAUGGAGAGCGGAAAUUGUUCACCAUCAUCCGAACAAAAUUCUCCAAAUGGGAAAAGGAAUUGAAGCAAUCAACUGCUACAUUGUGUGAUGGCAUAAUACAGGACAUUACUGAUUAUGAGAACCAACAUCGCGGAAGAGAACUUACAGGAUUUGUCAACUACAAAACAUUUGAAAGCAUUGCAAAGAAUCAAAUCCAGACAUUCGAGGAGCCGGCCAUUGACAAGCUGAACGAAAUCACAGAAUUCGUCAGAUAUAAUUUCAAUAGUACAGCGCAAAAGCAUUUCACCCAAUAUCCGAAUCUCUACAGAACUGCAAAGGGAAAGCUAGAAGAGAUUUGUAGUGAGCAACAAAAGGAGGCUGAGAAAGCAAUCCGCACACAGUUCAAGAUGGAACAGAUCAUAUACUGCCAGGACACCAUUUACGGAGGAUCUCUGAAGGAAAUCCGAGAAAAGGCAAAAUGUGCUACAUUUGGAAUAAAAUCAGAUAUACAAUUGUCUGUUGAGGAAAUGUCCCAACACAUACAGGCAUAUUUACAGAACACGACCACUCAUUUGUUGAAGCAGAUCCCUCUGAUCGUCCUGCACUACAUGCUAAAUGAGUUUGCUGACAAGCUGCAGGCCCAAAUGCUGCUCCUGCUCCAGAAGAAAGACAGCCUUAAUGUGUUACUUGUGGAAAAGGACGACCUGUCCAGCGAGCGUCAGAGUUUAAGAGACCAGAUCAAACGCCUCCGUGCAGCCCAACGGACAUUAGCCAAAUUUCCAUGCUAGUCAUUUUGCCCCUUACCCCAACAUUAUUGGAACAGAACUUUGAGUGAGGGGCUCAACGUCAGCAGAACGAUGAGUGAGGGGCUCAACGUUAGCAGAACGAUGAGUGAGGGGCUCGAGGUCAGCAGAACUAUGAGUGAGGGGCUCCAGGAUUCCCCACUUGUUAUGACAAAUUGCCAUUGGUAUAUUUAUCACAUAAAAGAAGACCCCCGAACCAACUAGUCUGCCAUUAUACUAAUUCCUUUUAGUUUUAUCUUAUUAUAGAUAUGUUUAUCCCUGGGAUGCAGUAUACAGUAUAUAUUUUUGUGUCUGUAUUGUGAAAUUUAAAAACUCCCCCCCGCCCAUG